AUGCUCAGACCAUGGUUUUUGCCUCUAGAUGACCGAGCCGUACGAGAAAGUGAGAGAAAGGCUGCCAAGCUGCAUUUUAGUCAGUUGGGUAACAAUGAAAAUUUUCUUUUAGAGGUGGAAAAAAGCUCUAGGGAGAAGACAGUGAAAAACUGUGUAGCAAAUGAGAGCACUGCAUCAAAAGUCAGCACUGAUGUUGAUGACAGGAUUGAAACUGGCUCAAACAAAGGACUUUUUAUUCCCUUCCCUAACUGGGAAAUAAAGGAUUCCCCAACAAGUACUUCUGUAACCCAGGGCAAUGGUAUACCAGAUCAGAAAUUAGACACUUUGCCACUGGGGACACAGAUGCAGGAAGUGGCAAGAAAGGAGAUACCAAGUGAGAAUCACCAGGAAGAUGAAUUCAGACGCUACUUGCCUCAUCAAUCCACAGUUCGAACCCCAGAGAAGAUGGCUAGAGAAGGGUACCGAAUAUCUUUUUUGGACAACAAGUCUUCAGGUUCUUCUCCAGAAAAGGAUUUGAUACCAAAACCUGAUACUUAUCAGCUUACCCAUGACGCCUCAUUGGGUAAACGCCUGGAUGUGGGUGAUUCUAGACAGAUUCAUCCCUAUCAGUUAACUUCAGAUGCUGGUCUAGAAAAUGAUGAUAGUCAUUAUUCUCAAAAUCCAUCCCUGCAUGGAAGUCUUGGUAAAAGGCCUCAGAGAAGCAGGAACUACCGAGAAUAUAGCACAAAACCUUCAAAUAACAUGAAGGCCACCACAUCCCAUUCCUGCGGAGACUUACUGACUUCUCUGUCAAACCCUGACUUCAGCACUGGAAGGCUUUUGAAGCUUAGUUCAGAUCUGUAUGCCACAACCCAUUUCAACAGCGACCCUGCUCUGCUGGUGAAUGUAGAGCAAAACUUAUCCACCAGCCUCGGCGAUUUAACACCAGCACAUGGUUCUUUCCCAAACAACACCAUCCUGGGAGACUCUCUGCGGACACUGCUGUUGCCUACUGGGACUUCAGAAAACAGAGAGAGUUUGACCAAGGGGUCAUUAAGCCCAUCGAGAAGAGGAUCCAAACGGAAAGAAAAUAUCCUUGAUACCCUGAAUCCAAAACAUGGUUUCAGAGAUGCUACAGGCAGCGAGCCUCUCUCUAGUGACCUGGGCAGUUUGCAUGGUUUGCCAGGAAACCACAGUCCCCCAAUCUCUGCCAGAGCAUCCCAUGUGGCCACUGUCCUCAGACAGCUCCUGGAGCUUGUGGAUAAGCACUGGAACGGUUCCGGCUCCCUCCUCCUCAACAAGAAGUUUCUGGGUCCUGCCCGAGAUCUGCUUCUGACUUUGGUAGUCCCUGCUCCUUCUCAGCAGUGGUGUCACUCACGUCCUGAAGAUACAUCAAAACCCUCCCACAAGAGGGAGAUGGAACUGAAGACGACGGGGCAGCUGGUCCCUAAUGACAUGGAAAGUUUGAAGCAAAAACUGGUCAGAGUGCUGGAGGAAAACCUUAUUUUGUCAGAAAAAAUCCAGCAAUUGGAGGAAGGUGCUACCACCUCGAUUGUGAGUGCGCACCAGUCCCACACUUAUGAUGAUCUUCUGCACAAAAACCAACAGCUGAACAUGCAGGUGGCUUGCCUGAACCAGGAGCUUGCCCAGCUGAAAAAGCUGGAGGAGAUAGUGGCCCUUCUCCACGAAAGUCAGAGAUCCCUGGUGGUAACUAAUGAGUAUCUGCUGCAGCAGCUGACUAAAGAGCAAAAAGGUUAUUCUGGGAAAGCACUCCUGCCGCCUGAGAAGAGUCAUCAUUUGGGGAGAUCAUCGCCCUUUGGGAAAAGCACUCUGUCUUCCUCCUCACCAGUGGCACAUGAUACGGGGCUGGAGGAAGUAUUCCUCUUACUGUAUGCUGGUGGGAGAGGUAGAGCUGUCUGAAACUCUUCCCUGAGCAAUGCAAGGUCAGCGGAGUCAGGAGGAUCCCACAACUGUCAGCCAUUAGGCAAGGCUCUGCUGUGACCAGGUGAUGAUCUCUGCUUUCUAAUUCCCACCUCACCCCCCAGCGUCUCUGUUCCAAGCCACACUACCACUCUUUACCCUCACUCCAAGUGACUUUGGGCUCAAGGGACUCCGGGGCCACCUGGGGCAAGAACAUCCUAGAACAGCCCGAGGGAGAGGGAAUAAACAGUUGUGCUGCUUUGCUUUAUUAUCUGGGUCAAGAAAAAAUAUUUGUGGAUGUGUGCCUUUUAAGCCUUUUCUAGCACUCUUAGGGACUCUGGGCAGUCCCUGAGUUCCAUCCAGCCCACUUGUCAGCAGGAAGGAGGGAGAGUUGGCCCCAAAGCCUUAGACUUGGGAAUAACUCUGGCCUAACACUGAGAACCUCAGAGGGGAGAAAAGGUUGAUCUGAAAGCUCCCAGGAGUUCUCAGGAUCAGAGAGAGGACCCCCUCCCCGCCACUGCCCUGCAACCUGGGAUGAUGAACAGAUGGGAGGGAAUCAGCAAGAAGAGGCCCCUUCAGUGUUGGACACCCUGCUCACCUGUCAAAGGCUGAUGUUGGGUGCCAAGUUCUAUUGCUGGCCAUCCAGCCUCAUUUUUGGAAAUCAGUGUUGGGGCUUGCUGUGUUAGAAACAGCCUGGCCAGGGAGGCAAGAGGCAUGGUUCUGGCCUCUGUUCUGCAGAAGCCCUUUCACUCUCUGGGCCUGAGUUUCCUCAGCUAUAAAAUUGGGAGUUGAACUGUCUACUGUCUGCUGUCUUG
Messenger RNA from Delphinapterus leucas (beluga whale), 2714 nucleotides. The record is from RefSeq and is a predicted model, not a curated record. Lineage: Eukaryota; Metazoa; Chordata; Mammalia; Artiodactyla; Monodontidae.